Molecule: messenger RNA, 2246 nt
Organism: Otolemur garnettii (small-eared galago)
Lineage: Eukaryota; Metazoa; Chordata; Mammalia; Primates; Galagidae
Gene: ZNF699
Product: zinc finger protein 699
Exons: 7
Coding region: 139-2061 (640 amino acids)
Biological process (GO): regulation of DNA-templated transcription
Source: RefSeq, a predicted model, not a curated record
CGAUCCGGCCGCCAUGUCCCCCUGCCCCUCAACCGGUUCCUGAGAAAGGAAAAGCAUCUCUGCCAUUCGGGUCACGGGACAAGCUCCUGGACCUUGUUCUUUCGGGGCUGAUCUGUAGAUUUCGGCCUGUCAGGGGACAUGGAGGAAGAAAGGACAGCUACUGAGUUACAGAAAAAUACGGUACAGGACUCAGUGAUCUUUGAGGAUGUAGCUGUGAACUUUACCCAGGAGGAGUGGGCUUUGUUGGAUAUUUCUCAGAAGAACCUCUACAGAGAUGUGAUGCUGGAAAACUUCUGGAACCUGGCCUCACUAGGGUAUCCAUUACAUACAUCUCAUCUGGUCUCCCAGUGGGAACAAGAGGAGCACCUGCAGACAACGAAAAGAGGACUUAUCCAGGACAUCUGUACAGUAGAACAACAGGAAGAUUUUGUGACUCAACUUAAAACUAAUGGAUUGGUAGUUCAAAAUAUUUGUGGAGAGAAAUUUUCCAAUGAACAGAAAAUAGUGAGAUUCAAAAUAAAUGAUUCCUGGACCUCUAUUUUACCUGAAAACUGGGAAUAUUGUGGUAUUGAUGACCAAAAUAAAAGCCAUGAGAGACAUUUGAGAACUCAUAUGGUGAAGAACAUCUAUGAAUGUUAUGAAGAAAAUCAACAUGGACAAACCUUCACAAUUCCACAUCUUGAUAUGCCCCAGAGAACCUCCGAAGUAAAAUCCUAUGAAUGCUGUGAAUGUGGAAAGGCCUUUGUGGAUCAUGCAUCCCUUAAGAAUCACAUCAAGUCUCAUACUAGAAGGAAACGCUACCAGUGUGAGGAAUGUGGGAAAGCCUUCCAUUUUCUUGCUUGUUUUAAGAAGCAUAUGAAAACUCCUACUGAAGAGAAGCCCUAUGAGUGUAAGGAAUGUACCAAAGCCUUCAGUUGUUCCUCAUUCUUUAGGGCACAUAUGAAGAUUCACUCUGGGAAAACAAACUAUGAAUGUAAGGAAUGUGGGAAAGUUUUUAGUUGUUCCUCAUCCCUUAUAGAACACAAAAGAAUUCAUAGUGGAGAUAAGCCUUAUGAAUGUAAGGAAUGUGGAAAGGCUUUUAGUUGUUCCUCUUCACUCUCCAAACACAAAAGAAUUCAUAGUGGAGAUAAGCCAUAUGAAUGUAAGGAAUGUGGGAAAGCCUUCAGUUCUUCCUCUCACCUUAUAAUACAUAUAAGAAUUCACACUGGAGAGAAGCCUUAUGAAUGUAAAGAGUGUGGGAAGGCCUUCAGUGAGUCCUCAAAACUCACUGUACAUGUGAGGACACAUACUGGAGAGAAACCCUAUAAAUGUAAGGAAUGUGGGAAAGCCUACAAUUGUCCCUCCUCCUUAAGUAUCCAUAUGAGAAAACACACUGGAGAGAAGCCCUAUGAAUGUCUGGAAUGUGGAAAAGCGUUCUAUCUUCCCACUUCCCUUAAUACACAUGUGAAAAAUCAAAGUAGAGAGAAACCUUAUGAAUGUAAGGAAUGUGGGAAAGCUUUUAGCUGUCCCUCAUCCUUUAGAACUCACAUGAGAGAGCACACUGGAAAGAUACAAUAUGAAUGUAAGGAGUGUGGAAAGGCCUUUAGUCGUUCCUCAUCGCUCACUGAACACUUAAGAACUCACAGUGGAGACAAGCCUUAUGAAUGUAAAGAAUGUGGGAAAGCCUUUAUUAGUUCCUCCCACCUCACAGUACAUAAAAGAACUCACACUGGAGAGAAACCUUAUGAAUGUAAGAAAUGUGGGAAAGCCUUUAUUUAUCCCUCAGCUCUUAGGAUCCACAUGAGAACACACACUGGGGAGAAACCCUAUGAAUGUAAGGAAUGUGGGAAAGCAUUUCGUCAUUCUUCAUAUCUUACUGUACAUGCAAGAAUGCACACUGGAGAGAAACCUUUUGAAUGUUUGGAAUGUGGAAGAGCCUUCAGUUGUCCCUCAUCCUUCCGAAGACAUGUGAGAAGUCACACUGGACAGAAACCUUAUGAAUGUAAGGAAUGUGACAAAGCCUUUGUUUGUCCUGCCUAUUUUCGAAGACAUGUAAAAACUCAUCCUAGAGAAAAUGUCUAAAUGUAAGGAAUGGGAAUGUCUGCAAGCCUUCUUGAAAUCCUAGGCAAUUUGUGAGAUCUCAUACUGUGGAGUGUAUUUUUUCAUACAGAGGCACAGGUGUUCCUUUUUUUAAUUACUGAUUUCUAAUUAAUGCCCAUUGUUUUCUAAAUGUGUAGUCAUUAUGGUAUCAACACUCUGGUUUUGGU